This is a messenger RNA of Ceratitis capitata (Mediterranean fruit fly), 2231 nucleotides long. RefSeq names its product deoxyribodipyrimidine photo-lyase. The record is from RefSeq and is a predicted model, not a curated record. The coding region runs from base 622 to 2205 and encodes 527 amino acids. Gene Ontology annotation, molecular function: deoxyribodipyrimidine photo-lyase activity. The transcript has 3 exons. Lineage: Eukaryota; Metazoa; Arthropoda; Insecta; Diptera; Tephritidae. Gene Ontology annotation, biological process: photoreactive repair.
UACAAAAUAAGACAAAAAUGUGUAUUGUAUUUUGAAAAUUUUUUCGGCGUAAAAUCAGGGCUCUAAAUGGGCUAAAUAAAGGUGAUUCGUUCGAGGAGUAUGCACGAAAAAUUGCAUUCAGUCAUACUCUCUACUUUUAGAAUUGCUUAGGUGGAUAGCUUGAUACCAGUUUUAUUCCGUUUUCAUAUAUCAUAUAUACUAAUCCUGGACUUGUAACUUCGUAUUAUACAUUCUUUGUUAGUGUAGUGAUUGCGAUCGUUAAAAUAUUAACAACGAUCGUCAAUCCGAGUGGUUUGAUCUAUCUGCGAAUUAAAAGGGUUUAGUCCAAUAGGACUACACAUUUCUGCAGAAAAAUCAGUUAUUAAGUAUCGAUAUUUUAAAUUUUUCUGCUGAUAAAUUAACACGGAAAUCGAUAAAUCGUCCAAAAAGGUUUUUCUGCAAUUCAUAAAAUAAAAGUAUGUAUGUAUAUCCUGUGAUGAAAUUCAAAAACUAAGCCGCGCAUGCAACUUAAUUAACUCAAUCUUUUAAACUCGAGUAGAUAAUAAGAUUUAAAUUAGCCUUUCAAACCGAUGCAGCAAGAAUUAAAUUUUUAUUUAUGCAAGUGAUUCCAAAAAUUUAAAUAUGAGGCGGUUAAGAAGCUUCACUGACACCAAAAAAUAUAGCCUCCAUAAAGAAACUGAAAGUUCUUCACCCGAAGAAACUAAUGCAAAACAUGUACCGACGUUAAAAGUAAUCAAAAAGACAACAGAUGGUGACAUUUCUAAAGAGUCUCUUUGUCAGAAGCGCUUGGCUACCGCUGUGAGUAUCUCGGAAUUUCCGUUUAAUAAAAAGCGUGUGCGCGUUCUGAGUAAUGAGAGCAGAGUCAGUGAAUCUCUUUGCGGAGGUAUACUUUAUUGGAUGUAUCGCGAUGUUCGAGUUCAAGAUAAUUGGGCUUUUUUGUUCGCUCAACGGUUAGCACUUAAAUUUGAGCUACCACUAUUGAUAGCAUAUAUCAUUUCACCUCUAGAUCAGGUUACUACUCUACGCCAAUACGAUUUCUUACUUGGUGGCUUAGAAGAAGUAGAGCGAGAAUGUAAAGAUUUAUUAAUACCCUUUCAUUUAUGCGUUGGUGAUACAGCAGUGUGCCUGCCGGAAUUUGUACGUAACCACAAGAUCGCUGCAGUUGUGUGCGAUUUCACGCCGUUACGUGAGCAACUACAAUGCGUAGAACAAGUGAAAGCGGCAUUACCCGUAAAUGUACCCUUUACACAAGUUGACUCACAUAAUAUUGUACCACUAUGGAUAUCGUCUGACAAACAAGAAUUUGUAGCAUAUUUUAUGCGCCGUAGAAUUAACGCCAGAUUGAAUGAGUUCCUCACAGAAUUUCCACCUGUCGUUGAGCAUCCUUACAAUAACAAGAAUACUAUGAAUAUCAAGAGUAUCGAAUGGAAACAGGUCCGUGCUUCAUUGCAGUGCGACCAUUCAGUGGAACCCGUAAAAUGGCUAGAACCAGGCUAUACGAUGGCAUGCGCCCAACUUCAAAGUUUCUGUGUGGAACGUUUGGCCAUUUACAGUGCAAAACGCAAUGACCCAACAGUCAAUGCUUUGUCAGGACUUUCACCAUGGCUUCACUUUGGCCAAAUAUCUGCACAGCGCUGCAUUUUGGAAGUGAUGCGUUACCAAUCUCAGUACAAAGAUUCUGUGGAGGCUUUCUGCGAUGAGGCAAUUGUUCACCGUGAACUGGCAGAUAAUUUCUGUUACUACAACAAGAAUUAUGAUAACCUUAAGGGAUUGUAUCCUUGGGCCAUCAAAACUCUAGAAGAACAUCGAACAGAUGAACGCAAUCCUACAUAUGCAUUCACAGAAUUUGAAGGAGCAAGUACACAUGAUGAUCUUUGGAAUGCUGCUCAGAUGCAAUUGGUUCACGAAGGCAAAAUGCACGGAUUUCUGCGAAUGUAUUGGGCAAAAAAAAUAUUGGAAUGGUCAUCUUCACCAGAGGUGGCCUUAAAAACCGCUAUUCAUUUGAAUGAUAAAUACAGUCUUGACGCUCGAGAUCCAAAUGGCUAUGUUGGAUGCAUGUGGUCAAUUGGAGGCUUACAUGAUCAUGGAUAUCCCAACAGACCAAUUUUUGGUAAGGUGCGGUACAUGAACUACAACGGAUGCCAGCGAAAAUUUGAUGUUAAAGCUUUUGUCGCCCAGUAUAACCCUAAUUGUAAAACAGAAUAAAUACUACUAACUUACUUACACUAGAA